Messenger RNA from Abrus precatorius (Indian licorice), 1023 nucleotides. RefSeq lists its product as uncharacterized. The transcript has a single exon. The record is from RefSeq and is a predicted model, not a curated record. The coding region runs from base 25 to 1023 and encodes 332 amino acids. Lineage: Eukaryota; Viridiplantae; Streptophyta; Magnoliopsida; Fabales; Fabaceae.
CUCCAUUGAAGAAAAACAAAAGCCAUGGACAGAGAACAAGAAGAGAUGCAGUUUCUAGGAUUCUUUGGUGUCUUGAAAGAAUCCUACAAGAUCAUAGCUGCAUGGAGCAAGAUCUUCAACAAGAUCACCUUAACUCUCAUCCUCCCUCUCUCCUUCAUAUUCCUCAUCCACAUAGAAGUAUCCAACAUCCUAUUCGGCAAGAUCAUGCACAACACACAGCAAAUGAUGGAAACCCCACAAGGCACACCCCAAUACCGAAAGCUCUCAGACAUUAUCUCUUCUGAAUGGGCCACGUUCUUCCUCUUCAAGCUCUUUUACUUCACUCUUCUCCUUAUCUUCUCCCUCCUCUCCACCUCCGCAGUGGUCUACACCGUCGCUUCCAUUUACACUGCAAGAGAUGUCACUUUCACCAAGGUCAUGAGCGUUGUUCCCAAGGUAUGGAAGAGACUCAUGGUCACCUUUUUGUGCAGUUUCGUUGCCCUUUUUGCCUACAACGUUAUGUCACUGCUUGUUUUCAUCAUAUGGGCACUGAUAUUUGGAGGGAACAGUAGUGGAAUUGCGGUUUUAGUGGCCUUGGUGGUUGUAUACUUGGCAGGGUUUGUGUACUUUACGGUGGUUUGGCAAUUGGCUAGUGUUGUGACUGUGUUGGAAGACUCUUAUGGGGUUCAAGCCAUGGUGAAGAGCAAUGAGUUGAUAAGGGGGAAGAUGGGUUUGUCCAUACUCAUAUUUUUCAAGCUCACAGUUUGGUUUGGGUUGAUACAGUUUUUGUUCAAGAAAAUGGUGGUACAAGGAUGGAGCUUGGGGUCUGUGGAUAGAACAAUUUAUGGGAUACUGUGUUUGGUGCUGUUCUCUCAAUUGUACUUGUUCCAACUUGUUAUCCAAACUGUGCUUUAUUUUGUUUGCAAGUCCUACCACCAUCAAAAUAUUGACAAAUCUGCUUUGUCAGAUCACUUGGAAGUUUAUCAUGGAGAGUAUGAACCGUUGAAGGCUAAAGAUGUUCAGCUGGAGCAGUACCAAGUUUGA